Molecule: messenger RNA, 1628 nt
Organism: Colias croceus (clouded yellow)
Lineage: Eukaryota; Metazoa; Arthropoda; Insecta; Lepidoptera; Pieridae
Product: carbonic anhydrase 13-like
Exons: 7
Coding region: 452-1588 (378 amino acids)
Cellular component (GO): cytoplasm
Molecular function (GO): carbonate dehydratase activity; zinc ion binding
Source: RefSeq, a predicted model, not a curated record
UCGGCGCUGUGACGAACACCAUCUAUCAAUUUAUCGAGGAAUUCUAUUUAUCGUUUCACUAAUCCCAGUUGUUAAAGUGCCACUUUGUUUUCGUUAACGUCCGCACUCAGAAAAUUUGAUUGAGAGGCCUACGAAUCGCAAAAUUUUUUGUGAGGUUCUAAAUCACACGUAUAUUGUAUAACAAUGUAACUUGCAUACAAUGUGAAUAAACGUUUCCUUAUUACGAGUUAAAUUUGUGAGAAAUACUGUAUUGUAAGAAAUUGUAUAAGAAUCAGUAUUGUGACCUAUUUAUUUAGUGGCCAGCCAGUUUCUUCCUUAACAUGAAGUCAGCGAAGUGUAAAAUGUGUUCAACAUAAUUUUAUUCAAUAAAAUUCCCUUUCUAUGAGUGCCAAAGAGAAAGUAAGAAGAACCAGAUUUCAUUAAUGUAUCAAGAUAUAUCUACAAGACAAUCAUGGCGUAUCCUGAAACAUCUGCUAUGAACCAACAAGAUAGUAUAACCGAAAUACGAAAAGAACUGAGAGACAUUAAAUCUGAAAUUCAAAUAAUUAAAAACAUUACUAGACAACUAAAGAAAGAUUGCAGUAAGAGUAAUAUAGAACUGUCUUCUACUACACUUGAUAAGUCAGCGCAAGAGCAUAAACAUUUGACACUAGAUAAUGUAAAUAAAACAUUAGAAGAUGUAUUGACGUACCAUGAUAUUCAUAGUGAUAUGUACAUGAAACAAAGUGAUGGUAAUAUUGAAGCAAUAACUGUGGUUCAAGAUUUAAAUACUGAGAGUGAACAUAAGAUAGAUCCUAGAAUAUAUCAAGAACAGAGCAUGAAUGCGAAAAAUCUUGCUGAACAAAUUUCGAAGCUCAGAGCGUCACAGUCGCCCAUAGCCAUAUCUGUCAGCCGCUGCCCCACGUGGUCGUCUCUGGAACCUCUAAAAUUCAAAGGCUACUGGGACAAUGAGGCGACUGGAGUGCUCUUGAACACUGGCCAAACGGCAUUCUUCACGUUAGAUUCCGCAAAACGGCCAUGUCUCAGUGGAGGUCCACUUAUCGGCGAAUAUAUAUUUGAGCAGAUGCACUUCCACUGGUCAGUCGAUGAUUUCACGGGAUGUGAACACGUUUUAGAUGGACAUGGAUACGCGGCAGAAUGUCACUUAGUGCACUUCAACAGUAAAUAUGAAUCCAUGGAAGCCGCAGUGGCCCACCCAGACGGUCUGGCUGUGGUUGGAUUCCUUCUAGAGGCUGUGGACGUUCCAAACCCUUGCUUCGACCAGUUUGUUGAGGGUCUGGAUCUAAUUAAGAAGCGGGAUAAUGCAGUGCAUUUACCGUCUGAAUCAUUAUCAUGGAUGGACAGAGCUGACGUCACAACGGGCAGCUACGUCACCUACAAGGGAUCGCUGACCACGCCGCCCUACACUGAAUGUGUCACAUGGAUCAUCUAUGAGAAGCCCGUACAAAUUGGAACUGAGCAGCUGGGUCUUUUGAGGCAAUUGGAGGGCAACGACAGUACACCCAUUGAGAGGAAUGUGAGGCCGACGCAACGACACCCACCCGGACACUCUGUUAUAUACGUGAAGCAAAUGAAAUCGAAACUUUGACCUGAUAUCUGUAUUGUAUGGAAUAUACGUAUUUUUGUUA